AUGGAUGGAUCGGCGAGACGAGCGCGCGCGCAUUCGCGCGCGCCAGGGGCGCCACUCGCGAGCGCGAGAAGCUUCGCGUCUUCGGCGGAACAACCGGCGCCUAAGGAAGAUGAAGCUACCGAGGUGGCGAACGUAAAACGUUUGGACGACCCUCCGCGCGGUGCGUCGCAAGGAUCGUACAUGCUCUUUCACCCGAUGUACGACUUGAGACAAGUGGAGAAUGUCAAGCCGGCGCAUCGCAAGCCAAAGUGGGCGUCGGAUUACCUCGCGUACGGGCUCGUGCAGAUCACGCGAUGGGGUUUCGAUAAAGUCACGGGGUACUCGCCGAAGAAGGCGCUCUCUACGGACCAGUGGCUCGCGCGAUUCAUCUUUCUCGAAACUGUGGCGGGCGUGCCAGGAAUGGUGGGCGCCAUGUUGCGACACAUGAUGAGCCUGCGGACGCUGAAGCGGGACCACGGUUGGAUUCACACCUUGCUCGAAGAAGCUGAAAACGAGCGCAUGCACUUGCUCACGUUCCUCAAGCUUCGCGAGCCAGGAUUGAUGUUCCGUCUCGCGGUGCUCGCGGCGCAAGGUGUCUUCUUCAACGCCUUCUUCCUCUCCUACCUCAUCUCCCCACGCGUGUGCCAUCGAUUCGUGGGGUAUCUUGAAGAAGAAGCGGUGCGCACGUAUACGCACGCGCUCCAUGACAUCGAUGGCGACGGUCAAGCGAGUGAAUGGGCGCGAAAGCCCGCUCCGAUGCUUGCCAUAAAGUACUGGCGCAUGCCCGAGGACGCCACCGUGAGGGACCUUAUCAUCGCCGUGCGAGCCGACGAGGCCUCGCACUCGCACGUGAACCACACGCUGUCGUCCAUGGGUAUCAGGCAGGCGAAUCCGUUCCACGUCGGACACACGGAGUUGCCGGAGAACUUUGUGGACCCGCCUCCUGGUUUCGUUCCGGAGCACUGCCGCUAG
Molecule: messenger RNA, 951 nt
Organism: Ostreococcus tauri
Lineage: Eukaryota; Viridiplantae; Chlorophyta; Mamiellophyceae; Mamiellales; Bathycoccaceae
Product: Alternative oxidase
Exons: 1
Coding region: 1-951 (316 amino acids)
Biological process (GO): alternative respiration
Cellular component (GO): mitochondrion
Molecular function (GO): alternative oxidase activity
Source: RefSeq, a predicted model, not a curated record